UGUAGUCGUACCGGGCGUAUUAAUUUAUAUUUUGCCCCAAAAUUAAAAUUUCAAAAUAAUAAAAAUGAAUUUUAAAAAAUAUUUCAUGUUAAUUUUUCAAAUAACAUUAUUAAAUCAAAUUACAAUAGCAAUUGAUGUUUAUAAAGUUUGUUCGGGUGAUGGAACCAAAGAAAUAUGCACACAAAUGUCCCGGGGUAAUUCUGAAGUCAAUUGUAUAUGGGUCCAAGAUAGUAUAGAAUGUGCUCAAAGAAUUCGAAAUAAAACAGCAGAUUUUGGUAUGUUCUCAGCUGAAAGUAUUUUACAAUUAGCUGUAUUAAAUUGGCCAGAAUUAUCAAUAGUACAACCCUUUGCACAUAAGGAAAGACAAAGUGAAUUUUCAGAUUUUGAAUCUGUUGUUAUUGUUCGGAAAAAUCAUAAAGACGGUUUCAGUGGAUUAAAAGGAAAAAAAUAUUGUCAUCCAGGUUUUAAUUAUAAUCCAAAUGAAAAAUGGUCUGAACGUUUCCUAAAACAAUUUGAACGUACUGUUGUUAUACCAAAAUGUAAAAAAGAUAUAUCUGCAAUUGAAUUAGAAAUAGCUGCUCUAAGUGAAUUUUUUGGUAAUACAUGUCGUCCCGGCAUUUGGUCUCAUGAUGAAAAUCAAGAUAAAGAACUUAAAAACAAAUAUUCUUCUUUAUGUGAACUUUGUCCUAAUAAAAAAGAUUGCCGCUAUGCAGAUGAGCUAGAAUUUGAAAAAAAUCACGAAUAUGCAUUGAAAUGUUUAAAAGAUGGUGGUGAUAUUGCUUAUGUAUCUUUAGAAGCUGCUCAAAUUUUUUUUAAUUCAACUAAGGACAAAAAUAUCGAUGAAUUCCAAUAUUUAUGUGUAGAUGGCAAUACAGUAUCAGCAAUUAAAAAUGCAUAUCCUUGUACAUGGUUACGUCAGCCGUGGAAAUCUAUUAUAGCUAGAUCUGAAAUUGAUGCAGAAAUUUACAAAAAAUUAAGUCAAUGGAUACAAAAAGGAUUGGAUGGUGUUAGUUGGGAAUCUGAUCUAAGAAAAGUGUUAAAAAUUGAAAAAUUUGUUCCAGUGACCAAUUUUAAUAUUCAAAGUCCCAAACAUUAUAUUGAAUCCUACCGUCCUGUACCAACAGAAGAAACAUUCUGUAAUAUUGUUAUUUCUUGGUGUACAACAUCUCUUAUUGAACAAGAAAAAUGUAUUAUUUCACGUGCUGGAGGAAUUAGUACUGGAAUUUAUCCACAAAUAAAAUGUCGUACACCGGUUCAUACACCAAUUCAAUGUUUAGAAGAUAUUAGUCGGAAUAAUGCUGAUUUUAUGGGAAUUGAUUCAAAUUACGGAUGGUUAGCACGUUCUAGAUUUAAUUUAACAUCAGUUUUAUUCUUUGAUACUGAAGUCGAUCAAUUCUCGACAAUUGUUGUUGUUAUUAAAGAAAAAUCUAAUAUCAAAAGUUUUGAAGAUUUACGUGGUAAAAAAAUUUGUCUUCCCGAGUAUGGUUCUAGUACAGGUGUUGCAUUAAUAAAUGAAUUAAAAGAUAUGAAAAUUUUUGAUAAAGAAGCUUGUAAUUAUGGUUUUAUGUUGAAAAAUUUCUUUGGUGAUUCUUGUCUACCAGGUGCUCAAAAUUGGAAAUAUAUCGAAACGCAAAAUACAUCAUUUACAUCAUUAUGUAAACUUUGUCAUCAAAGUGGUGAUAAAGGUUAUGGAGGUGGUGAUUUAGCUGUUUCAAUUAAUACACAAACAAGUAAUAUUGGUACUAGAACAUCUUUUGAACCAGCAUGGAAAAAAGCUAAAUUUACAAAUUGUGAAGCUGAUAUUGGAAAUAGAUAUUUUGGUAAUCGUGGUGGUUUAAAAUGUUUACGUGAACUUGGAGAUGUAGCCGUAUUAGAAUUACAAUCACUUAAAGUACAUGCUGAAGAAGUCGAAAUUGAUGAACAUGAAUUUAGAAUUUUAUGUAAAAAUAAUAGUUUAGCUAUAGAACCCGGUUUUGACGUUGAUUUAAAUUGUGCUUUAACAAGAGUUGUUGAUGGUGAAAUUGUAAUGUAUAGAAAAUCAACAAAAAUUUCAUCAGUUGUACAUGUACUUCAAGCAUUAGAACAUUAUUUUAUUAGAAAAAAUGAUCCAAGUUUUAAAAUUUAUAACAUUUAUAAAAGUGAAAGAAAUUUAUUGUUUAAGGAUUCUACAAUUGGUUUAACACAUCCGGAUUCAUUAAAUCAAGGACGUAUGGUGGAAAAUUAUAAAAAAUUAUUUAGGGAUAUUGAAAAAUGUGCCGGUAAUCCAGAUAUGAGAGUAUACAAAGUUUGUUCAGGAGAUGGAAGCAAAGAAAUAUGCACCCAAAUGUCACGUGGUGAUAGUAAAGUCAAUUGCGUAUGGGUCCAGGAUAGUAUUGAAUGUGCACGAAGAAUUCAAAAUAAAACAGCCGAUUUCGGAAUGUUUUCCGCUGAAAGUAUUUUACAAUUAGCUGUAUUAGAGAUGCCAGAAUUAUCUGUGGUACAAUCAUUUGCACAUAAGGAACGUCGUAACGCGGUUUCUGAUUUUGAAUCAGUUGUGAUUGUACGACAAACUCAUCAGAAUGGUUUAGAUGGAUUAAAAGGUAAAAAAUAUUGUCAUCCAGGUUUUGAUUAUAAUCCAAACGAAAAGUGGUCUGAACGUUUUUUCAAACAUUUCGAACGUUCAGUUGUUACACCAAAAUGUGAAAAAAAUAAAUCACCAUCUGAAUUAGAAGUAGCAGCAUUAAGUCAAUUUUUCGGUGACUCAUGUCGUCCUGGUAUUUGGUCAUAUGAUCAAAAUGAGGAUAAAGAACUAAAGAAACAAUAUCCAUCCCUAUGUAAAUUAUGCCCAAAUAAAAAGGAAUGCAAAUAUAGUGAUAAACCUGAACUGGAUCAGAAUCAUCAAAAUGCACUAAAAUGUUUAAAAGAUGCUGGUGACGUUGCCUACGUAUCCUUACAAGAAGCACAACUAUUUUUUAAUACUACAGCAGAUGUCAAUCCUGAUGAUUACCGUUAUUUAUGCGCUGAUGGAAACACAGCUCUUAUUACACAAAGCGGACAUCCCUGCACUUGGUUACGUCAACCAUGGAAAGCUGUUAUUGCGAGAUCUGAUAUUGAUUGGGAUAUCCAGAAAAAAUUAGCCCAAUGGAUGCAAAAAGGAUUAGAAGGGAUAAGUUGGGAAUCAGCCUUAAGAAAAGUUUUGAAAGUUGAAGAAUUCGUAAAAACUGACUGGACUAAAAUUCAAAGUCCUAAGGACUAUAUAAUACCAUAUCGACCAGUUCCAAUUGAUGACACAUUUUGCAAUAUGCAUAUUUCUUGGUGUACAGUAUCAGAUGUUGAAUACAGAAAAUGUCUCAUAGCAAGAGCUGGUGGUAUUAGUACUGGAAUAUAUCCACAAAUCAAAUGUAGAUCGCCAGUUAAUGGACCUGUACAAUGCUUAGAAGAUAUAAGUCGUAACGAUACUGAUUUUAUGGGAAUCGAUUCAAAUUAUGGGUGGUUAGCUCGUUCAAAUUAUAACCUUACUGCGGCAUUAUUUUUUGAUACUGAAAAUGAUCAAUUUUCAUCCAUUGUUAUUGUUAUUAAGGAGAACGGCGAUAUCAAAAAUUUUGCGGAUUUAAAAUCAAAAAAAGUUUGUCUUCCUGAAUAUGGUUCAAGUACGGCAGUCUCAUUAAUUAACGAAUUAAAAGAUAAAAAAAUUUUCGAUAAAAAUAAUUGUAAUUAUGGAAAAAUGUUGAAAGAUCAUUUUGGAGAAUCAUGUUUGCCAGGCGCUCAAGAUUGGAAAUAUGUUAAAACAAAUGAUGAAUCAUUAACAACUUUGUGUAGUUUGUGCUUUAAAGGUGGCAAUUCUGGUAAUGAAGGAAACAAUGGUCUCGGUGUUUCAAUAAAUACUAAUGAAAGUGGUAAUGAGACUUCAUUGGAACCAUCUUGGAAAACUGCAACAAUAUCAAGUUGUGCUGCAAAUGGUAGCAAUCGUUAUUUCGGUAAUCGGGGAGCUUUAAAAUGCCUAAAUGAGGUAGGAGAUUUUGCAGUUUUGGAAUUGCAAUCCCUUAAAGUGCAUGCAGAAGAAGUUGAAAUAGAUGCAAAUCGAUUUAAAGCUUUAUGUAGAAACAAUAGUUUAAGUAAAGAAAAUGGAUUUGAUAUUGAUUUAGAUUGUGCUUUAACAACAAUUGUUGAUGGUGAAAUCGUAAUGUACAGAAAAUCACCUAAAACUUCAUCAGUUGUACAUGUACUUCAAGCGUUAGAACAUUACUUUAUUAGAAAGAAUAAUCCCAGUUUUAAAAUAUACAAUAUUUAUGAAGGACAAAGGAAUAUUUUGUUCAAGGAUUCUACAAUUGGUUUAACUCAUCCGGAUUCACCAAAUCAAGCACGUACGGUAGAAAACUAUAAAAAAUUGUUUAAGGAUGUUGAAAAAUGUUCGGGCAAUUCAGCAGUAACUAUAUAUAUUAAUGCUUUGUCUUCCACUUUUAUAGUUUUGUUUGCAUAUUUUUUAAGUCAAUAAUUUUUAUUUAAAAAUGAAUAAAAUUUUUUUCUAGUAUUCAAAUUUAGAAAUAUACAUACAUUUUACAAAAUAUAUACAUACAAUGUAUAUUACACGACAAUAUAGAAUUUAAGAUUAUGGUACCAUGUAAUUUAUGCUCAUUUAAUUUGGAGCUUUACCGACAACACCUUACCUUAUUUUUUUUUUAUAUUCAACUAAAAAAAUGAAUGAAAUAAUAAAGUUAGUAAAAAUUUUAAAUUAAUGUA
Molecule: messenger RNA, 4719 nt
Organism: Condylostylus longicornis
Lineage: Eukaryota; Metazoa; Arthropoda; Insecta; Diptera; Dolichopodidae
Exons: 21
Coding region: 65-4474 (1469 amino acids)
Biological process (GO): iron ion transport
Cellular component (GO): early endosome; recycling endosome; plasma membrane
Source: RefSeq, a predicted model, not a curated record